UGCGAGAACUACAGAACGAGCGUAGAGAACGCAACUUCACUUGCACCCUAGAAACAGUCCGAGCAGAGGCUGGAAAGAUGUGGAAGUCGUUGACGGAAGAGGAGAAAGCCCAUUACGAGUUCAUGGCGAAUCGUUACAAGGAAAAGCAAGUGGGAUCCUUGAGAACAGCUUCACGUCUGAUGGGCGUAGCAUUGCACAUGCCUACCAGCUACCAUCAGCUGAAGCUCCAACUCUUGUGGAUCCCACCAGAUGGCAGAGAAGGCCACGACAAGUUCCUGAAUGCCUAUCGGACAUUCUUCAGCGAGCAGACUCCGCUGGUGGAUGCCGAUGCGACAUUUUCCUUCAGUGAGGUGUACCGUAAAGCAGUCAUGUACUUUCACGAGGAGGCGAUUUAUCACUGCACUAUAGAGUGGCCCGGUGUUGUCUGGUUUGGCCCGGUGACAAAAUAUCUUCAGGCGAAGACACUCACGGGAUCCCCAUCACUGGCUUUCGAGCUGGCUACGCCUGACUGCCGGGCGGUUGUGUGAGACCUGAUGGCCCAUCUCCGACCUUCCUCGGACGGCCUGGCUCUUCCACCAUUUUUCUUCAUGCCAAACGACAUGCCCCAGGCCGACGGCUACCUGCGGUGGCUGCUCGUAAUGCAUGGAGAUUGAGGGGGGAGGAGGUGGAAGAAGUCUCGACUAGAUUUUUUUGUUUUAAUUGUGAUAAUAAUAUAUUUUUAAUAAGUGCAAUAAAAUUUGUUAAUUCGAAAA
This is a messenger RNA of Rhipicephalus microplus (southern cattle tick), 752 nucleotides long. RefSeq lists its product as uncharacterized. NCBI's taxonomy places the organism in Eukaryota, Metazoa, Arthropoda, Arachnida, Ixodida, Ixodidae. The record is from RefSeq and is a predicted model, not a curated record.